Messenger RNA from Puccinia graminis f. sp. tritici CRL 75-36-700-3, 1448 nucleotides. RefSeq lists its product as uncharacterized. Lineage: Eukaryota; Fungi; Basidiomycota; Pucciniomycetes; Pucciniales; Pucciniaceae. The record is from RefSeq and is a predicted model, not a curated record. Bases 1 to 1293 code for a protein of 430 amino acids. The transcript is spliced from 3 exons.
AUGACUCAAGACGAAGGAGAACCAAUCGAUUCACUCAUCCCACCUCUUAGCACGCCGAGUUUUGAGGAGGACGGAAUCUGUUCUGAAUCAGCAGGAUGUGGUCGCGAUACCGAAAUUUUUGUUCAAUUCGAUGUUUUCAUCCGCAGGCCACCCAAAAAAGGACGAAAAGGACUGAUUCCACUUGCACCACUCAAUUUCAAGCAGCCAAAGUCGUGUUCAGUCACAAUCAACACUCGCGAGACUACUCUUGAAGCAUUUCAAGAUAUGCUUGUGAACGUGAUGAACAAGCGAUGCCCUGAUCUUGGAAAUGUGGUCCUGGCUGAUACCAAUUCCGAUAUAUCUAGAACUGAAUGGAUCAUCACGUUGACAAACAGCCGCCAAGGGAUGUUUAAUCGGUCUAAGAAGAUCCGUUUGGAUUCAGCAACCUUUAAACGAUGGACUCGCGAGAUCGAGAGGAGUAAACGAGGACGAGCCUCUAUCAUUAUCAAACAAAAUAAACCUGGAGACGAUGGGACAGAACCGGAGGUUCCAGCAGAUCAUCAAGCAGCUGUUCAACAAGAACUUCAAAGACAAGGCACUUUGGCUAACCGAGGUGGCUCCGGUCAAAAUUCGCAAUCUGACGAUCGACGUUCAAGUCAAGCUCCAUCAGCCUCGCCACCAUUGAAUGAUUUCGCCCUUGCAGCAACUAUUCGAAAUCUCCAUAAUACUCAUCGGAUGGCUGGGCAUUUGCAUCGAGGCUUUCCUAUCUACCGAAACCCAAUCAAUCCAAAUGAAGGGAUCAUCCUGACAGGCAGUACAAUGACCAUCUGGGCCGAGGCAAUUAUCAACAAAGAAGCUGGAGUUGAUCUUAAGCACCCACCCUCAACUCUCACUUAUAGAAAACUCAAAAAGAGGAAAAACAAUGAUCCUCCUUCCCCGGUCACCUGCGACCAUCACAAUCAACAACGAGGCCAAUCAUCGGAAUCUGAAGGGGAUCUCGAUGAAUGUUACAGGCUAGGCAAAGAUGUUUCCCUCAGCGAGUACAUCGAAUUCUGUGAAUACAAACCGGAUACUUGCUACGAAGACCUCACUACAUUCUGUCGCGAGCAGUUUAUCAACAACUACCACCUCUUUGCAACUGAUUUGGUCGUCCACUCGCUCAUUAAUGAAUACCACUUUCCAUGUGGAUUGGUUGCAAGUCUGCGCGAUAACGUCAAAAGAUUUACUGAACAUCUGAAGGCUAAAUCUCAAUCCAGUUCACACCAAGAAGAUCAUUAUGAGACCAGCCAAUCUGAACCUGAAGACUCUGAAUGAUUAAAAUAACUAAAAUGUAGCCAAGUUGAUUUAUAUGAGAAGAAACUAUUAUAUUUAGACAAGAUAACCACUGCUUUUAUACUCUUUGUAACACAAUCUAUCAUCCAUGAUGGUAGCAGUAGCAUGAUAAAUGGAUGCGAUCUCAUCAUCUGAAU